CAAGUGUGAAGCCGCAGCAACGCCCUCCACUCGACAAUGCGGUUCUCACUACAACCGCUCCUCCUCCUAGGACUAUCGUCGCUAGGAGUGGCCGUAUUCCAGGACGAAGUCGGCAACAUCGAUUUCCACCACGCGCUCGUCGGCGUCCCCCAAGUCGAAACCUCUUUCUUCCAUCGACCGCGAAAGGCCGACAAGGCCAGCCUCCUCUACACCCUCAGCGAUGUCGGCGUAAUUGGCGCUGUGAAUCCUAGCAAUGGAGCCGUUGUGUGGCGCCAGCAGGUCGCUGAUGACCUCACUAAUGGCGGUGGCUUCUUGCGCGCCGCCGAUGGCGAGCACUGGGUUGCUUCUGCAUACGGGUCGCGCGUGCAGGCGUGGGAUGCGCUGACGGGCCGGAACCUCUGGCAGGCCGAGUUCCAGGGCGAGGUGAAGGAUUUGGAGAUCCUGGAGUUGACCGAGAAAACGAGCAAGGACGUCCUGGUCCUGUUCGACGAAGACGGAACAACGGUUCUGCGACGCAUACAUGGUACACUGGGUCACGUCGUGUGGGAGUUCCGGGAGACCGCAAAGAACACUCCUCUGCAGGUGUCAACCGACAUCGCCAAGGUCUACGUGAUUAGCCUUCAUGGCUCGCCCGCUUCAUACAGCAUCAAGGUUACGGCUCUCGACAUUGCGGCGGGAACCCGCCUCGAUGAUCUGUCCAUUGGCACCAAGGGCGAUGUCCAUGGUCCCAAGGACGUCAUGUUUGUUGGCGGCAACUCUGCGGCACCCAUCCUGGCGUGGACCGACAGCACCCUCACCAAGCUCAAGGUCAACGUUCUGGGCACCAAGGCGACGCAGGAGAUCAAGCUCCCCGCCGAGGCUGUCUCCGUUACUAUCCAUGCGCCCCACCUCACUCAGUCGCAGCCUCACUUCCUCGUCCAUACCAGGACGAAGAAUGGCAACAAAGCCGAGGUUUAUCAUACCAACCUGAAGAACAACCAGAUCUCCCAGGCCUACGAACUACCUCACCUUUCAGGCCUCGGCGCUAUCUCGACCAGCUCCGAUGGUGCCAACGUCUACUUUACCCGAAUUACCGCGGACGAGGUUAUCAUCGUUUCUUCCGAGUCACAUGCCGUUCUUGCUCGCUGGCCCUUUAAGCCGGUUGGUGAUGUUGAGCCGAUCCAUGCUGUCGCGGAAGCCAUCAAGAAGCCCACCGGCGAGGGCUUUGCCGUCAGGGCCGCUGUUGUGACCAAGGCCGAUGACUGGAUUCUCGUCCGUAACGGCGAGGUGGAUUGGAUCCGCCCCGAAGGAUUGACUGCCGCGGUUGCGGCCGUCUGGGCAGAUAUUCCCGUGAGCGAAACCCUCGCCAAGGUCCUGGAACAGGAGGCGCACACCAGCCCCCUGGCCGCCUACAUUCACCGUGUCAACCGCCACAUCAAUGAUCUCCAGUACCUGCCCGAUUACCUGGCAUCGAUCCCUGAGAGCUUUAUGAGCAGUCUCUUUGGCGGCGCAACCCCGAGCAAGAAGGAGGGUUUGCAACGUGAUACCUUUGGCUUCAACAAGCUUAUUGUGCUCGUGACCCGACGUGGCCGCAUGUACGGCCUGAGCACUGCCAACAACGGCGAGGUGGUUUGGUCUAAGACCGUCCUCCCCCAGGCCGCUGGCGAGACCCUCGAUGUGAAGGGAAUCUAUGCCAAGGACGAGGGUGUCGUCACUCUUCGCGGCGCCAAGGGCGAGUACGUUGCCAUCAAGAGCGAGAGCGGAGAGAUUGUCGAAGUUAUGCCCCCUGGCUCGUUGUCCCCGGUCUCAAGCACCGCUUUGGUCGAUAGCCCCUCUGGCAAGUGGCUUCUUCCCCUGGGAGCCAACGGCCAAGCCGGCGAUAUACCCGCGGGCUGGACUCCUGAGCAGACCGUUGUCGUUCGUGGCGAGGGGGAGAUUAUCCGAGGACUCAAGUUCACCAACGAGGGCGACAAGGCCGUCGAGCAGGAGAUCUGGCAGCUGCAACUCUUCCCCGGCCAGAAGAUUGUCGAGAUUGCGAAGGCCGCGUCCCAUGACCCCAUCGCCUCGAUCGGUCGUGUUCUGGGGGAUCGCCGUGUCAACUACAAGUACCUGAACGCCAACACCAUUGUGGUGGCUGCGGUCAACGAGGCCGACUCUACCCUGAUGGUCCAGCUGGUCGACACCGUCUCUGGCCAGGUUUUGGUGUCCCAGUCUUAUGCUGGCGUCGACCCCACCAAGGCAAUUUCUUGUGCCGUGGCGGAGAACUGGUAUGCCUGCUCCUUCUUCGGGCAACAUGACUUGAACGACGGCUCCAAGAGGACGAUCAAGGGCUACCAAGUUGUUGUGUCUGAGCUCUAUGAGUCGGAGACGCCAGAUGACCGUGGUCCUCUUGGGGAUGCAGCGAACUUCUCUUCGUUAAACCCCGUGGACACCCCCACCGGCCCCCCCCUCCCCUGGGUUGUUCAGCAGGCCUAUGUCAUUUCCCAACCCCUCAACACCUUGGCCGUGACACAAACGCGCCAGGGCAUCGCCAAUCGCCAGCUCUUGGCUUACUUGCCCGAGUCCUACUCUAUUGUCGGUGUGCCGCGGCAGAUUCUGGAACCGCGACGACCCGUCGGCCGAGACUCGACACCCGCCGAGAAGGAGGCUGAGGGUCUCAUCAAGUAUACGCCCGCCAUCGAGGUCGACCCCCGUACGGUUGUGUCUCACCAGCGAAGCAUUGUAGGAGUCAAGGGCAUUGUGGCGGCACCGGCCAUCGUAGAGAGCACCAGCUUGGUGUUGGCCUACGGAGUCGAUGUGUUUGCCACGAGGGUCGCGCCCAGCGGCGUGUUUGACAUUCUUGGACAGGGCUUCAACAAGUUGACGCUCGUGUUGACGGUGGUGGCGUUGUUUUGGGGCGUGAUGUUCUUGUCGCCUAUGGUACGUUUUUGACCCCUCCUUGCCAUCUUCGUUCGAUUCUCGGCUCUAUGUGCGCCACGCAGCUAUACUAACACUAUGUUCUAAUUUAGGUGCGGAGAAAGCAAAUCAACA
This is a messenger RNA of Ilyonectria robusta, 3009 nucleotides long. RefSeq lists its product as uncharacterized. Gene Ontology annotation, biological process: protein folding in endoplasmic reticulum. Gene Ontology annotation, molecular function: protein binding. The transcript has a single exon. The coding region runs from base 37 to 2910 and encodes 957 amino acids. The record is from RefSeq and is a predicted model, not a curated record. Gene Ontology annotation, cellular component: EMC complex. NCBI's taxonomy places the organism in Eukaryota, Fungi, Ascomycota, Sordariomycetes, Hypocreales, Nectriaceae.